This is a messenger RNA of Trypanosoma theileri, 645 nucleotides long. RefSeq lists its product as uncharacterized. Lineage: Eukaryota; Euglenozoa; Kinetoplastea; Trypanosomatida; Trypanosomatidae. The record is from RefSeq and is a predicted model, not a curated record. The transcript has a single exon. The annotation marks the transcript as partial.
GUCAAGCUUCUUCUGGUGAAGGUGCUGCUGCUGGUGAAAGAGGUGAACAGGGUCGUGCUGGUGCUGGUGCUACUACUUGUCCUGAUGGUGAUACAGCUAAUUCUAAUUGUCCCAAAGAUACAACAUUACCAAAGGGUCCGGUUGAAGAGGAAGCGGCUGCUGGGCGUUCACAAGGUCAAGAUGCUGCUCGUGGUGCUGGUGCACCAAGUAAAGGGCCUGCUGGUGAAGCCGAUCGCGCUGGUGCUCAAGCUGACCAGGAAAUUCCGGGCCCUCGAGGAGAACAAGAGGCUGCUGCACGUGCUGAUACUGCUAGUAGACCUGAGGCACCUGCAAGUGCACCUGACACUGGAAUCAGCAGCAACAGUGAAGGAAGUGGAAGUGAAACAUCACAACCUCCACCUUCUCCUAACGGUUCAGCCACAGCGGGUGAUGCUGGUUCUAAUCCUGCAUCGAGUGAACCUGAUAAUACACCUUCAGGGAGUGAGUCAACAAGCAACAUCGAAAGUGUGGGAAAUACAGAUACAACUACCACCACAACCACUACCACCACAACACUUCCUCCUGAACUCACAAACAACAAGAAGGGUGAUGCAGACAGCAGCAGCAGUAUCAGCAGUUCUGUGUGGGUGCGUGUACCACUACUGA